CUCCUGGCCCUCGAAAACUUCCAAUUAUUGGAAACCUUCACCAAAUCGGUGCAGUUCCCCACCAGUCGUUUGCCGAAAUGUCAAAGAAACAUGGCCCUCUAAUGCUCGUUCAUAUUGGAUUUGUCCCAACACUCAUUGUAUCCUCUGCAGAAGCGGCAAAAGAACUCUUUAAAGCCCACGAUCUCGAUUGCUGCAGCCGACCUCCCGUGACGGGUACCGGAGAGCUCUCCUAUAACUACCUAGACGUCGACUUUACUGCUUAUGGCGAUUACUGGAGAGAAAUGCAACAUCUGUACGUUAUCGAAGUCCUCAGCAUUAAAAGAGUCCAAUCCUGCCGGUUCGUCAGAGAAGAAGAGGUGGAAUCCCUAAUAAAAUCAAUUUCGGAAUUCUCCAAAUUAGGGACACUGGUCAACCUUAGUGAGAAGCUGAUGUCUCUUACCGCCGAUGUUACUUGUCGGGUUGCUUUUGGAAAGAGCUUCAGAGAAAGGGGAUACGAAGAUUUUGACACGGAUUACGAAGAGGUGAUUCAUGAAGCUUUUGCUACGUUGGGAAGCUUUGCGGCCGCCAAUUUCUUCCCUUACUUCGGUUGGAAUGUGGACAGAAUCACCGGUCUCCAUAGAAGACUCGAACGGAAUUUUAAAAGACUGGAUGCUUUCUUCCAGAAAGUGCUAGAUGAUCACCUCUGCUCCGGUUACCGAAUUGCAGAGGAAGAACAGGAAGAUAUCAUCGACGUUCUGAUAAAACUAGCGAAAUAUGAAACGGCAUCCGGUACUGAAAAAAUCACUCAUAAUCACAUCAAAGCUAUUCUUAUGGACAUAUUUCUUGGCGGAUCCGAUACCGCUUCCAUAAGCAUGGCUUGGGCCAUGGCGGAGCUGGCAAAGAACCCAAGAGUGAUGAAGAAAGCAAAGGAAGAAAUAAGAAACAGCCUUGGGAACAAAGGGAAAGUCUCAGAAACUGACAUCGAAAAACGCCCGUAUCUGGAGGCGGUGCUGAAGGAACUCUGGCGGCUGCAUCCACCGGGGACAUUGCUGAUGCCGAGAGAAGCCAAUAUCCGAUUCAACAUCUUGGGCUACACCAUUGAACCGAAGACCCGAGUUCAAGUAAAUGUUUGGGCUAUCGGGCGAGAUCCAAAUGUAUGGGAAAACCCCCAAGAGUUCUACCCCGAAAGGUUCUUGGAUAGUCCAAUUGAUUUCAAGGGGCAGCAUUAUGAGUUUUUACCGUUUGGCAGUGGUCGGAGAAUUUGUCCGGCGGUGCAUAAAGUGGCCGCCAUAUUGGAGUUUACACUCGCAAAUCUAUUGUAUUGCUUUGAUUGGAAAUUACCGGGAGGGAUGACAGAGGAAGAUAUCUGCAAGGAGGAGGAAGCUGGAAUUACUGCUCAUAAGAAAGUGCCUCUUAAGCUCAUUCCCGUUAAAUAUCAAUGUUCAUCUGAAAAUAAGAUGUCGUAAGUCGCUGUUUACUUGUUUGUAUUUAGACUCCAAACAUCCCAUGUAAGGAUAUUAAUAUAACUGUCGUACGUAGAAUUCUAGAUGAGAUCACGUUGUAACAACUAUAAGUCUUUCUUUUGUUUAUGCAUUCUUAGUAAAAGAUUUAUUCCAAA
Rubroshorea leprosula is the source of this 1597-nucleotide messenger RNA. The record is from the annotation of a GenBank genome assembly. Lineage: Eukaryota; Viridiplantae; Streptophyta; Magnoliopsida; Malvales; Dipterocarpaceae.